AUGAUCGACUCUGUCCGUAACUUACCUGGUGGGUUGUCCUACUGGCAAACGAUCACUAAGAAGUUGGUCAAUCCCCCCCUGGUCGAAGAUGCGUCAGUGUUAUCUUAUUCGUAUCUCGUCAUUGGAGCUGGUUUGACCGGUAUCGCUACUGCCCUUCAUCUCGGUUCUGCUGGUCACAACGUCCUUGUGGUAGAAGCGGGUCCCCGCACAGCUUGGCGAGCUUCUGGUCGUAAUGGUGGUCAUGUGUGGCCUAGUAGUCAUGCUCAUGCUAGUGAGGGUGGUCACGACAAGUUACGGUUCGAAAUGCAAGGCGCGGAAAUGAUUUCUGAUGUGUGUACAAGAAAGAUACGAGGGAGUUGUGAAUUGGCGUGCUCGUAUGAAGAAUCAGUUGAACAACUCCAGCUUGCUAGCGUUCCCAAGUUGGACGGUGUGCAGAUCCUCACGGGUGACGCUGGUUGGCACCUUGCAAAUCUCAAAGCGAAUCAGGACGGUUACGGUGGAAUAUUACAGCCUAACACAGCAACGGUCAAUCCAGUCGAGUUAGCGAAUAUCUUAUGUUCACGCGCAUUAGAUACAAAUAAGGUCCAUUUCAUGUUCAACAGUGUGGUGAAGAGUAUCUCAAAAGAUUCCCCCACAAUCGUGCUCGAGGAUGGUCGUCAACUCACAGCGAAGAAUUCAGUGAUUGUCUGCACUAACGCUUUUACGGGAUUGCUAUUACCCGAAUUGGCUGGUAAUUUCAUACCAAAACUCAGCCAAAUCGUAGCCGUUCCUUGCGAAGAUGAAGAUCCUCGACUGCUAGAGUGUACUCUUGCUGCUGCAAACGAUACUCUGUAUAUAUCAAGACCGGUGCCUCAAAGGAUAUUAAUUGGUGGUGAAGAUAUAGCCAAUCUCGACAACUACCUUCGGGAGCAUACAAUAGGAGAUAUGCCAAAUGAUUUGGGCGAAGAGUGGUAUGAAUAUCUUUGCAUAACGCCUGACGGUCGACCUCUGGUGGGCCCUGUUCCUGGUCGACGAGAUGUGCUUAUCUGUGCUGGUUACAACGGUAAUGGACUACCGUUGUUUUAUGAAUGCGCACGAGCUGUGGCGCUAUAUGCUAGUGGAAGAAGUGACGAAGUUGCGGUAUGGAUUCGUGAUUAUGCGAGUCCGGAUAGGAUAUUCUGA
Molecule: messenger RNA, 1161 nt
Organism: Perkinsus marinus ATCC 50983
Lineage: Eukaryota; Perkinsozoa; Perkinsida; Perkinsidae
Product: glycine oxidase, putative
Exons: 1
Coding region: 1-1161 (386 amino acids)
Cellular component (GO): cytoplasm
Molecular function (GO): oxidoreductase activity
Source: RefSeq, a predicted model, not a curated record